AAAAAAAAAAAAAAGUGCAGAACACCCUAAUCACCUUCAUCGUGUCCCAUUCUUCAUCCUCCACAUCUCACCUCCACCCGCUCACUCGCUACAAACACAUAUACCCCUAAUACAGACUCUUUGUCAACAAUGGGAAGACGAUUAUCAAUGUUCUGCCCCUGUCUCCCUCGCAAGCAACGAGACAAUUUGCUAUCCCGAUCAUUGUACCCUGACCAGGAUUCCUCAGGACAUGAAGACUACAGUGACGAGGACGACAAUGGAUACCAGCCCUACAGACACAGUCAUACACAAUCACAUUAUCCCCAUACCUCUCGUGCACGGCUCCAGUCAAUGGAACCAUCAUCAUCGCCACCCAAUGCGAGCGGCAGCAAUAACGAUAAUCCCUGGCCGUCCAGGUUUUCCAACGGUCGGCUCUCGAGACAUGCGAAUCAGCACAGUUCACAGGACAGGAGCAACCUAAGGAAACCAAAUCCGUUCAGGACACCCUAUCGGGAUGAUGAUAAUGAUGAUGACGAGGAUCAAGAGGGAGUAGAUGCGAAUGGCGAAAGGACGACGACAACAACAACAACAACGACAACGGGGGCGGGGAUAACGAGCUUUGAACCAUAUCGGGACGAUGAUAGCGAGGAGGACUCGAAGGCGAUUCAUCCCAAGAUGGACUAUCCGUCAAAUCGGAUCCGAUCGUCGUCAACGACAGCUACAUCGAUCAAUCCAAGCCCUGCGAAGAGGUUCGUCCGUGCACCCCGGAACCCGCAAGGGAAAUCGAUGGCGUGGGGCGAUGAGGAUGACGGAUAUGGAGAUGCGGAGGAGGUGAUUGAUGUGGAUGCACUCAUUGCUGAACAGGAACGGAUUACGAAGGAACUGGCCGCUCAGGAGGAAGCCCUGCGGAAGGAGGAAGAGGCCGCGAUUGUGGCAAAACGUAUGGCCGCCAUUCGUGCAGCUGAGCGGCGAGGGCUUUUGCGGUUCGAGGGUGAUCAGCUCGUUAUUCCUGGAAGCAGCGUGAACAGCGACAACGACAAUGACCAUGAAAGUAAAGAUAAGGGCUCGUCUAGUGCUGUCAACCAAGGGCGUACGGUCCAGGAUGAUGGCGACUGGAACUAUUCCAGGCGGAUUCAGCAGCAGCAGCAGCAACAACAACAACAACAAAACAGACAUCCAAUGGAACGUACGACAUCUUCAGCGGCCUCGUCGUAUGUCGGAGGGAUCGAUGCCUUCAACCAAGAACUCAAGAUGAUGAGCCUGGAUAUCAACCGUUCAGAAAGCAAGCACCACAACAAAAAUGUGGGCAGGAGUAACUCUCCGCAAUUACCACUACCGACACCAUAUGACAUGGCAACAACGACGACUGCAACACCGAAACCUGCACGGAUAUCAACUUUGACAAGUGCGGUCCAAACUACACCAAAGACGGUUUCAACGGGUGUAUCGACAUCGUCAUCAUCGACCUUGAGCCCGUCCUCGGUCAUGAUUAGUCCCAGAGGAGUGUUCAACAGUGUGGCGACGUUCCUGAAGAAGGUCGAUGGGGUGAUCGCAGGUGAGAGCGGUGAUUCUUCGGACGAGGCGACGUUAUCAGACAAAGAACAACAACAGCAGCAGCAGCAGAAACAGAAGCAAGCUCGAGGUGAGGAUAAGAGUCGAGCAGCUAGCUAUAUGAAUGGACCCCAAAGCUUGACGACGAAUGCUGCCGACGACAAUGUAGGAAGGGAAAGAAGCAGCGGUGGUGGAUACAGUACCGUUGAUGCAGAGGGUCGUGGCCAGCACCGGCAAGAUAGUACUGUGGCAAUUCAUUUGGAUGCUCAGGAACGACCGUACCCAGAGGACCCGUUCAAUACCCCAACAGGGCCGCACUUUCCAAAUGCGGAGCGCCUGUCAUCAUACUCAACUGACCCCUCCAAUGUUAGCAACACUAUACCCAAGAGGUCGUCCUCAACGACGAGUUACAAAGCGCCAGAGCCUUCCAAGGCCACAACAGAACCUGUUGCUGUUACGACUGCAGCACCGGAGGCGGGCAUGUUUGGGACGUUUACGUCAUUCUUUAAUACGGGAUCAAGUCUCAUGGGGUUCUUUGGCGGAUCAGGCGGUGAUGCCGAAGAGGAUGAGAGGGGCCAGAAUAAGGAGGAUGAGUAUGGUCGGCGAUUGUCGAGUUUGAAGUAUGGGGAUCCGAAGAAGCAUCGGUUUAGUUAUCGGAAGGCGACUGUUGAGGACGACGACGACGACGAUGAUGAUGGCAUCGACGACUAUAAUUUUUAGGAAGCGAUCUUUGCUUUGUCCCGUAUCCCCAUGUCCCCGCUAAAAUCUUAUGUAAACUCUAAAAAAUUCAUCCCAUAUAUCGGAUGAAUUUAGGACAAGGGAUACAUACUUUCAUACCCUCGUAUUCAGAUACUUUAUAUCCGCUUUACAGACGCACUUCUAUAAUAUAUUUACCAUAAAGGACUGGGA
Messenger RNA from Gamsiella multidivaricata, 2439 nucleotides. RefSeq lists its product as uncharacterized. The coding region runs from base 130 to 2250 and encodes 706 amino acids. The transcript is spliced from 2 exons. Lineage: Eukaryota; Fungi; Mortierellomycota; Mortierellomycetes; Mortierellales; Mortierellaceae. The record is from RefSeq and is a predicted model, not a curated record.